Molecule: messenger RNA, 613 nt
Organism: Nematolebias whitei (Rio pearlfish)
Lineage: Eukaryota; Metazoa; Chordata; Actinopteri; Cyprinodontiformes; Rivulidae
Product: eukaryotic translation initiation factor 2-alpha kinase 3-like
Exons: 5
Coding region: 1-609 (202 amino acids)
Biological process (GO): protein phosphorylation
Molecular function (GO): ATP binding; protein kinase activity
Source: RefSeq, a predicted model, not a curated record
AUGCCUGGGUCUCCACCACACCAAACUCCUGCCAUCCCGGUGAGCUCUUCCUCCCCGAGGAGAAGUAGACGAGCAGCCUGGUUCAAGCCUUCCAACAUCUUCUUCACCAUGGACGACGUGGUAAAAGUGGGUGACUUUGGCCUGGUCACAGCCAUGGACCAGGAGGAAGAUGAAGAUGGUCCAAGUGCUCUGACGCCUGACCCGCUCCUGACCCGGCACACAGGCCAGGUCGGCACCAAGCUCUACAUGAGUCCAGAGCAGCUCUCUGGAAACUCGUAUUCUCAUAAAGUGGACAUUUAUUCUCUGGGCUUGAUCCUGUUUGAGCUGCUUUACCCCUUUAGAACGCAGAUGGAGAGAGUGAUGACGCUCACAGAGGUGAGAGAGCUGCGCUUCCCCGAGGUCUUCUCUAGAAGCAACACUCUGGAGCUACACAUGGUUCGCAGCAUGCUGUCCCUGAGCCCCGGUGAGCGUCCCGAGGCAGCAGAGAUCACGGGACUGCCCCUCUUCCAGAACCUCGAGCUGCCCUGCCGGAUUGCUGUAAGACAACGUUCUCGCACGUAUAGCUCCUCUUCCAUGGGCCGUCCUUCGCGGCAGACGUCGACGAGCUGAAAAC